Molecule: messenger RNA, 459 nt
Organism: Tremella mesenterica DSM 1558
Lineage: Eukaryota; Fungi; Basidiomycota; Tremellomycetes; Tremellales; Tremellaceae
Exons: 3
Coding region: 1-459 (152 amino acids)
Source: RefSeq, a predicted model, not a curated record
AUGUCCUCGAUAAAAGAUCUCUCCAUGUAUCUGGAUUUCACAGAUGGUGAUCGUAUCUCCCAACAGUGCUCAUCAGUGGUACCUACCAUGGUCUCUGAUGCAGGGCGGGCAGCAGCUUCAGCCGAGUUGUCCCGACGCUUCAUGGUAGAUGGUGCUUACUUCACAGAUAUUCGCUUUGGUCCACACCUCACCUGGGACGAGUCACUUACCCAUUGGGCAAGACAAAUGCAUACAAUUCCUGGCAUAUGGUCACAAUGGGAGCUCAAGAGUCUGGAUUCUGGAGGGUGUUCAGGUUCAUUUAAAACCAACGACCAGUACUGGAUAGCAUCUAUGAUACCAAAAUUGGGUGAGACCUCGGGAACAUCACUAUUUCAUCAAGGGUGUAUCCGAAGUGUGAUGAGAGGGGAACGAAAGUUCUGGAUCAACAUCCCGGCAUCCAAGAGGGACGGCAGAUUAUGA